UAAAGCCAAUCACGGGCGUCACACAACCGCAGCGUUUGCGGAUCUGACACGUCGAGUCACACUCGCCAAGAAGUAUUACUCGAGACUCGGGCCGAGCCGGAGGACAUGGACAUCCGCAACCGAAAGGGAGACCGAGUCUAGCUACGACAUGUCAUCCGCCAGCAUGUCUGCCACCUGCCCGUCUCCUCCCCCCCUAAUCCGGUAUGACUGCAGUCGUCCUCCUCCGCGGGGGACCACAAUGACACCCUGGUGUGUGAGUGAGUGAGCGAGCGAGCGCACACUAGACGACGCGGUACCGCGCAGGAUGCUCAUCUCGAACCCGAUUAGGAAGACGCUCCGCAACUGUUGUUCCCGUCCCACGGUGCCGAGGACCGAGCGUUUCCUCCAUCACCCCCCUCCUCCCCUUCUUCCUUCUCCUCCUGCUGAUGUAUGAUGGAGACCUCCAAUGGUUCUGCAGGCAGCGAUACCAGACCGAGCCAGCCGGAGAAGAAGAGACCCAAUCGGGUGCCCUCCCCAGCCAGACCUUUUCUGAAGGACGUGCACGCCCGCGCCGCUAAGCCGCCGGUCAUCGGACCCAAAUCACCCAAACUCGGCAAGCAACAGGGUCCCAACCGCGGCUCCAGGCGCAAUCUCGCAGCGACGAAAGAGAAGCCCGCCGCGGGCGCCCGGAGUAGCACCAAGGCCGGGCUGGUCAAAAGGCCAGGCAGGCUCCCCGGAGCAGAACUUAAAGCAGCCUGCAGUCCGACCCUCACCAAGACCAAGAAGGAGAGGCUCGUCCCGGCGUGCUCCGGCCAAAUCGGACAUGGCUCCCCGGUCCGGGUACCGACUGGUCAUGUCGGUCAGACCGACAGCAGUUCGGACCUGUCGGACUGCCCGUCCGAGUUGGCGCCGGUGGCCAGCAGCGACGCUGAGUCCGGUACCGGCUCCAGCGAUAAGGAUCAACCGGGGUCAGAGCGUCCGUUGCGGACACAACCGCCGGUGAUGCCGUCUACUCUGCUGCCUAAUCCUGCCCCCAAGGCUACGGUGUGUUUGGUCCGGACCGGUCCCGAGAAGAAACCCAAAGGAACCGAGGAAGAACUGCUGAGGGAAAUCGAGGAUUUGAAAUCUGAGAACGAUUAUUUGAAGGAUGAGGCGGAGGAGUUGCGGGCCGAGAUGGAGGAGCUGCGGGACACCUACAUGGAUGAGGAGGUUUACCAGCUACAGGAGCUGCGGCGAGAGCUGGAGCGCUCCAACAAGAACUGCCGAAUUCUGCAGUACCGCCUGAGGAAGGCCGAGCAGAAGGGCUUGCGCGCCGCCCAGACGGGACACGUGGACGGGGAGCUGCUGCGUGCCCUCGAGCAGGAUCUCAAGGUGGCCAAAGACGUGUCGGUGCGCCUGCACAACGAGUUGGAGAGCGUGGAGGAUAAGCGAAGCCGAGCCGAGGACGAGAACGAGCAGUUGCGCCAGAGGAUCAUCGAGGUGGAGAUCGCCAAGCAGGCGCUGCAAAACGAGCUGGAGCGAGCCAAAGAGACUGCGUCGAGGAGACGGGGGAGCUCAUUUAAGGACAAAAAAUCCACCAGCCAGGAGGACAGCGCAGACCUCAGGUGCCAGCUCCAAUUCGCCAAGGAGGAGUCAGGUCUGAUGCGUAAAAAGAUGGCCAAGCUGGGCCGGGAGAAAGACGAACUGGAGCAGGAGCUACAGAAGUACAAGUCGGUCUACGGAGACGUGGACAGCCCCCUUCCCCUGGCCGAGUGCUUCGGCAGCAGCGGCGGCGGCCCUCAUUCCACUCGUGAAGCAGAGCUGCGACUGCGCCUCAAGCUGGUGGAAGAGGAAGCCAACAUUCUGGGGAGGAAGAUCGUUGAGUUGGAGGUGGAGAACCGCAGCCUGCGGGCCGAAAACGACGACAUCCGUUGCCAGUACGAACGAGACUGCUUCGGCAGGGAGCCCUUCUCCAGCAUGCCCUCGUCACCCUACGGCGGCGGCGAUGUGCUCGAGUCGGCCGGCGAGCUUCGCCGUCACCUCCAGUUUGUAGAGGAGGAAGCGGAACUGCUGCGUCGCUCCAUCUCGGAGAUCGAGGACCACAACCGGCAGCUUACUUCGGAGCUCAACCGUUUCAAGUUCAGCACCGAGGACGUGGCGGCGGAAGGACUUUUUAAACCUGCUAAUGGUGGAGGGUUGAUGAUGGAGGAGCUGAAAUCAGCUAGGAUGCAGAUUAAUGACCUAAGCGGAAAAGUGAUGAAGCUUCAGUACGAGAACAGGGUUCUUCUGUCCAACGUCCAGCGUUGCGACCUGGCGGCGCAUCUGGGCCUGAGAACUGGCAGUCCGCGAGACAGCGACGCAGACAGCGACGCCGGCCGGCGGGAAGUAGCCGAGGACGAGGAGGCAGGGCGGCUCCUUCUACUCCAACCCAAGAGGGAAGGCCCGAUUGGUGGGGAGAGCGACUCUGAAGACCUCUUUGAGAAAACCACCACCACCACCUCAGGGUUCGCAAGCAUCCGACCGUCAGACGGCACGGAACUUAACGCCGCAGAACUCGCCAACCGCCGCAGGGAGGAACGAGAAUCCUUUGCCAACGUGAAAAGAGAGGCAGAUAGACUGGGAAAGUCGGUGGACCGUCUGAUCACUGACACGGACAGUCUGAUCCUGGAGGGCGGGCUUCUGGUGACGACGGCUGAGGGUUCUCAGGGAGGAGGCGACUCCCAAGUCCUGGACACCGUCAAUACCCGCAUGAAGGCUUUCCGCACCGAGUUGCACAUCUUCGUGGAGAAACUGGAACACGUUGGCGAUGGACUGAGGGAGAGGACGGAUGACCUGUCCCCGAUGCCAAACCUCACCGAGUCCAGUAGCUUCCUAUCCACGGUCACCUCCAUGUCCCGGGAUUCUCCCAUUGGCAAUUUUGGGAGAGACCUGAUGACAGACUUGCAGUCCGAUCAGAGGGAUGAGCUGGAGUGGCGCAUAGGACAGGAGCGAGGCGUGGAGCCCCACAACCAGAGCAGGGGAGGUGCUGCGGGACUCGCUAGGUACCACAGACCACUGGUUUUAAGAACAGAGCUGCGGGAGGUUCCUGCCCUCGACGUGCAGCUUCGUCCGGAUCACGAACGACGGAUUAGAGUCGCGACAGAUGAACGGGAUACUGCGGUCAUCUCGAUGCCUCAAGAGGACGAUCGUUCACGCUCGGAACCCCAGCGAGCGCGUCUGGAGCUGCCGGGCCUCCUCCAGGGUCCGGAAGCUUCCUGGGCUCAGGAGCGAGCCACCCUGCUGCAAGAAAUUCGCCUCUUCCGACGCAACACGGCCAUUUUCUACAUGAAGCUCAAAUCCACCUUGGUACGUUGGAGGCUCGGAAGCAGGGACGCUGCUUUGCCCGAGGACGGUGCACGGCCUGAGGUGGAGAAGUCGGAGGGCGUCUCUGAGAUUAGUGGAAUGACGCAGCAGAUGGAGGCUGAUGGGGCGCCUGAUGGACACCUGCAGUACCAGCAACAGUUUGGGGAGAACAGACGGAUGCUACAGGCGCUACGCAGCCUGCUUGAGCACUUUCGGGAAGAACUGCGUGAGGAGGAGGUGCGGCGCUGCCAACUGCAGCAGGCUUACGCCAACGACAAAGCCACCUGGGAGGUGAAACGGGCCGAGAUGAAGUGCCAGCUCGCUAAGGUGGAGGAGGAGGCGCGAGGAAGAACGCGAGGCCAGGCUCAGGGGAGUGAAGGGGAAAUGGCGGCCCUGGACUCCGAGUGGGCCGUGAAGCAGGAGCGCGAGGAGCACCGGCGUCUGUUGGCUGAGAGCCACAACACCUCACUGGACCUCCGCUGGCGGCUGCAGCACGGCGAGAAGCGAUGGAGCCGCGAGAGGGCCGAGCUGCUGGAGCACUUUGAGCACCAGAGGCAGGAGUGGGAUGGCAGUACCCGCGAUCUCCACCACAAAAUGGAGAAGCUCCAGAGGGAGCUGAACUGCCGGCGAGGUGAGGGCGCAGAGGACAACGGCGCAUGCAUCGGUGGCCGCUCCCCACGCUCCCCACGUUCCCCACGUUCCCCACGUUCUCCCCAGUCCCCGCGUUCCUCUGCAUCUAUCCUGAUGCCACCGGCUCGUUCCCUCUCCGACUCGGACGCCGUGCUGGUGGAACAAGGAGGGGCUGCCGCCGUGAGGCUUCGAAAGCCCACGGAAAGCCCCUUCCUGGAUGAAAGCCCCUUCCUGGAUGCUCUUACUUUGGAUCCCCUCGCCAGCCUGGAGGUCCCCCCGCCUUGCAGGCUGGAGAGCGACAAGAGAUUCCCCUGCAUGAAGGAGGCCCUCAAUGUGAUAACCGAGAGAGAAGGAGCUUCCGAGUUGUACCCUGAUGAGGAAAUGAGUGGCGGUAGUUUGCUUCGAGCCAAGUCGGUAUGUUCCAUGAGCGACUUCCAGCGGCUGAUGGACAGCUCGCCGUUUCUCCCCGACAAGACGCGGCACGGCGAGCAAGGCCACGACGACGUCACCCCGCCUCUUUCGCCAGAUGACCUCAAGUACAUCGAGGAGUUCAACAAUAAGGGCUGGGACUUCUCGUCAUCGACGUGGGCCGGCAAAACCUCAGAGACGCGGGGGCUAGAACCGUUCACGGAGUCCUUCCAACCGCCCUCUUGGUUCCUCACCACCAGCCCCAGCCUGACCACCACCACCACCAGCAGCAGCACACUUAACAGUAGGGUAGGUAUGGGAGAAGGGGUCCACAUCCUCCAUAGCCCCACAAGAGCUGGGCCAGAGCCAGAAUCUGACGUUCAUUACGCAAAGGGGAACAAGGCCAGAGGUGACGGGGAGACGGCCAGCGGGUCAGAUGAGGUGUUAGCUGGUGGAAGGUGGCCGUGUGGCCUUCUGGAAGCCGGGGGAUUAAGGACUUCCCCGAACCAGUCUCCCAUUUGCUCCACGGUGGGCUACGCCUCCUCCCUGGAGCUCCAGCUGGCUCGGAACAUGAGCGAUGACAUGAAGGAGGUGGCCAUUUCGGUGAGGAACGCCAUCCGCACCGGCCCACCUGGGUCAGUGCUACGUGAUAUAGCGUGUCAAACCAACGGCUUCACCACGCGAGGCACUCAGACCACGCAGACCAUCAGCGUGGGUCUGCAGACGGACCUGCUGAGGAACCUGACCAGCAGCCCCCACCGCUGCCUCACCCCAAAAGGGGGCAGCACCCCCAUUUCAUCCCCCUCGCGCAAUACCAGGAAGGUCCAGUACUCGCCGGUCAUCCAGAGUAAGUUUGAGCGGCCCUGCUGCUCGCCCAAAUAUGGGUCGCCCAAACUUCAGCGCAGGAGCUCGUCAUCCAACAAGGCGGAGAUGCCCAACGCCGGCCGAGCCGCCACCCCUACGACCCCCCAGAAGGGCAACAGCGAGUCGGCGUGGGCACGCUCAACCACUACGCGGGAUAGCCCGGUCCACACCACCAUCAACGACGGUCUCUCCAGCCUCUUCAACAUCAUCGACCACACCCCCGUCGUCUAUGACGCCGUGCCCAAGUUCAACAAGUCCCCCAGCCGCUCGCGCCCCACAACGGCCGCGGAGCCCGGCCCGGAGCCCAGGAGCACCAGGGGCCGCUCCCCCAGCCCCGUGCAGCUGAUAGUGGAAACGCAGGGGGAGCACAACGCUGAAGUGGUCAGCAUUCGGCAGGACCUGUCGGCGCCCCCGGGGUACACGCUUGCCGAGAACGCCGCCCGCAUCCUCAACAAAAAGCUGCAGGAUGAGAGGAGAGUGCAGGCAGGAGGAGGAAGCAAGAUGGCCGAAGCAGAGAAAGCACAGCCUGGAUGCAUGGAGGACCUGCCUCGAUCUCCCGUGGCGCCGCCCUUGGACUCCUGCUUCCUACGGCCGGCCCGCCCAGCCAAUCGCCGACCCCCUUCACGCUGGGCCAACCUCUCGCCGCCGCACUCUUCGGCGUCCGGUAGGAGGUUCACCUUCCCGCCGCCGGGACGGCGUGUGAGCGUCCCGGAAGGCGACCGGGCGUGACACUCGUCUUUCUACCUCUGACGUCUCCCCCUUCAUUCAUUUGCUCCCAAAAAUAAGACUGAGAUGCUCAUUGGUCACCUGAGAAACACCAGCUGACCCCUCAAGGGGAAAAAAAAAAUAAGACAACUUCUUGAAAUGUACUGUAGUCCUCUCCUACAAAGUAUUACACAUCAUCAUCAAUACAUUUUCAUAAAAGGUGCCUCUUCACACUCGAGUUCGUCUUUAGUCCACAUGCGUGUCGAUCUUUUUUCUUAACUUGAAUGUUACGUGUUUGUACCAUUUAAAUCAUACAAAGGACUAUUAUGGCCACACGGAAAAUCAAUAAAUAUAUAUGAGAUUAAAUUAAGAAUGUUAUAAAUGUCAGUCCAAGGAAAUCUAACUUAAUCUUGUCAAAAUUGAGUCUUUAAGUCUAAUACACAACAUUUUCACGGGGAAAAAAAAAAGUUUUAAAACUUUUAAGAUGUGCAUUUUUCUUGGAAACCUUUUCACAAGUAUGACUUGUUUUCUCCAAAUUUCUCUAAACUUUUCAAAUGUUAUUGUGUAGCACUAAUACUCCUUGAUAACAACAGCCCCAACUAAAUGUCCAUCCAAGGUGCCUGUUCACAUAAAUGUCUCACUGGCCCAUGUGUCGGCAUGCACUUUUGCAUUUCUCGGUUGAAUGUUAAGACUGCGUCAAUUCCAAAAUUGGGAACAAAACUUACGCUUCUGUGGUGCGAAGCGGAGACAAAUGAUGAUGUCACCCCCUCCCCUGACCCGAAAGGUUGUUCUUAGUGUAUUUCCGUUUUUCAAAUGAAAACACGGGUGAAGAGAAUGACGAAUUAUGCAUCUGCGUGAGGCAGUUAUCCGUCCAAUAUUUGCAUGACACUAGCACUUUAGUGCACGUACAAGACGAGCGCUCGUCAUUGUUAUAAUCAACUGUUUCUUGUUUUGUUUUGUUUGUUGGAUGUUUUUCUAUAGUGGACCACCUGUCGGCGUGUCGGUACACCUAUGUUUGAACUGAAUGGGGGGAAAAAAAGAAUGUUUUAAAUGAGAAUCUAUGUGAAAACAAUCUAUAGUCGAUGUACAUAGUCUAAUUAUGUCAUUAAACAUGAAUGUGGAUUUACAAGAUGA
Messenger RNA from Syngnathus acus (greater pipefish), 7041 nucleotides. RefSeq names its product microtubule cross-linking factor 1. The coding region runs from base 430 to 5931 and encodes 1833 amino acids. Gene Ontology annotation, biological process: regulation of autophagy. Lineage: Eukaryota; Metazoa; Chordata; Actinopteri; Syngnathiformes; Syngnathidae. The transcript has 15 exons. The record is from RefSeq and is a predicted model, not a curated record.